UAUUAACCACUAUAUGGUUAUGUCGUUCCCCAUUCCCCAUAUUGAGCCAAGUAAAAAAAAAGAAAAAUGUGUUCUUUGAAUUUUAUAGUGUUAUGUACUAUGUUAAAUAAGUAGAGAAAUACAUUUUUUGUACCAACAUGUCGUACCUACAAACAACAUUUAUACAUGCAUGUAUGUUCACUAAAACACUAACUUACAGGCAGCUGACAUAUUUCAGAAGAAACUUUCAUUGCGUUUUCAAACCUGAUUUUAGAUUCGUUUGUUUUACACUUGGGAACCAGAGAAGUAUUCAUAUACAUAAAAAUAAAGUUUUAUCAAAGGAGGACACUGAAAGCCACCAAAGAAAUUCACAGUCUGCAGCACAUUUAAAAGAUGAAGAUAACAUUGUGAGUUUUCAGUUCAAAAACCUUCAAAAUACCACAGGAACCAACAGCUUCAGUCAUAAGGGAAAAGGAAAAUAUAGAUUACAUAAUAGAAUCUUGUCAGAGGAUUGCUUUGAUGAUGAUAAACAAAUGAUGGAAUCAGUAAAGAACUUGCAUAUUGAAGACCAGUUUGGAAACUUGGCAGGAGAAAAAAUAAAGAGUUAUGAUAAUGAUAAUUUACAUAUUGAUAGAGAUCAAAGUAAAAAUAAUGUUCAAAAGAAAAGUUGGAAUAUUGACACAAGUGAUAGACAAUUUGGUAAACAGAGACAAAGUAGGCAGAGAAACCCUUCCAAUUCAGAAGCUGAAAACAGAAUAAGUUUCAGCAAAAAAGAUGCAAAAUGGAGAAAUACAUUUGGUACCUUAAGUAAUGAAGUUGAAGACAGUAAACAAGAAAUAUUUGAUGAACCGUUUGAUGAGAAAGACAUGAAACCUCACAUUAGAUUGACUAGUAAAGAUAGACGUAAUGAUCCAGAUUGGUAUGGAAGAAAAAUAGAGGAAUAUGGAAAGCAGGGAAAGGUAAAAGAAGCUAUUAGAGUUUUUGAUGUUUGGAUGUUGGAACAUGAUAGAGUAAUGCCAAACAACUUUGUCAUGUCUCAGCUUUUGUCUGUGCUUGCCAAAGCUGGGUAUACAAAGAAAGCUUUUCAAGUCUUUAACCAGAUGAAAAAGCUAGGGAUUGUUCCAAAUAAUUACAUCUACUCUGCUCUAUUUAAUGCCUGUGCAAACUCUCCAUGGCCUGAGGAUGGUUUACAGAGAGCCAGUAUCCUCUUACAAGACAUGGCUGUAAAAGACAUUACACCUAACACAGUAACAUACCACUCUAUGAUCAAAGCAUUUGCUUUCUGUGGUGAUGCUAGGACAGCUUUCCUCUUGGCAGAUAAGCUGACAAGCAUAGAGAAAAUAUCUCCCAAAGGUUUCAGCCAUUUACUGAUGGCAGCUAUAGCUGAUAAAAAAGCUGGCUUCUGGUACGCUGUUCAGAUUUGGAGAUGGAUGUUAAUAAAACGUGUGCAGCCUGAUCUUAAGUUAUAUAACUUGAUGUUACGUGUGAUAAAAGACUGUGAGAUCAGUGAUCCUAAACUGACUAAGAUGUUGCUAUCACCAAUAAAUCCUGCUGCAACAUUAAAACUACUAAAGGGAGAGAAGUCAGGAAAAACAGAAGAAUUUUUAAACAAAAGAGACAUCUUGUCCCUUCCAUCUACAGAAAGUACAGACAAAGGAAAUGAACUAGAGGACACUUUUCCUCAAUCAGAAAGCUGUAACUUUGAUUUAAAACUAAAUGAAAGAUCAGAGACACUUAAAAUGACAGAUCAGGAGAGUAAAAACUCAUCUGAUAUUGUUGAAGUAUCCACAUUAAAUGAAAACGUUCCAACUGUAAAAUUACCAAAUGUUUUGAAACCUAGUGAAGAUUUUUCCCACAUUAUCUCAGUAAGUGAUCUAUCAACGCGGUGUGACAGGUUUGCCUUGGUUGGAGGAAUGAUGGGAUAUUUUAAAGAUAUGGAAAAAUAUAAUGUGACACCAAAUGUGGAAACAUUUGAUCAAAUGUUAUCACUCAUCAGUCCAGAGGAAGAACAGACAAUGCUUGAUGUUAUGAAGAGUAAAGGAGUCAAACCAGAUAUAGAUCUCCUUACAAAUUUGAUGUACAAGAGAUGUAAAUCUAUGAAGUAUACAACAGCAAAGGAAGUCCUACAGGUGAUAGCUUCUAAUAAACUUGUACCAAACAUGAGAACAUACAGUGUUCUGGCCAUGACCUGUGUGACCUUGAAGGAUGGUAAAGAACUACUUCAGAAUAUACGGGAUGCUGGAAUUAGUCCAAAUAUAACAGUUUAUGGAGCACUUAUACGUAGAAGUCAUUUGAAUUUUUAUUAUAAAAAGGUUUUAUUGAAAGAAAUGGAAAUGGAGGGAUUGAAACCAAAUACCAAAAUCUUACAGACAAUAGAAAUUCAGCUUAAGAAGGCCAGAAACAAGAUAUUAGAAAAGGAAAAGGCCAAUGAAUUUAAUACUGCAGAGUAUAAGAGAUUUGAUGCUAAUUAUGAAGAUUUUAAAAAGUUCUACCAAGCAUGGCUACAUAGAAUGGAUUUGGAUGUACCUGAACAUCCUUGGACAUCUUUUAGAGAAAAGAAAAUGGUAGAAACAAAAUGAAAGCAUUUCAGAUUGAGCAAUUGUUCACAAGAAAUUAAAUGUACAUUGAACUGCUGAUUUUAGAAAUAAAUAGACAUAUAAAUCAUU
Molecule: messenger RNA, 2645 nt
Organism: Mytilus trossulus (common blue mussel)
Lineage: Eukaryota; Metazoa; Mollusca; Bivalvia; Mytilida; Mytilidae
Product: pentatricopeptide repeat-containing protein 1, mitochondrial-like
Exons: 9
Coding region: 138-2558 (806 amino acids)
Biological process (GO): tRNA 3'-end processing
Cellular component (GO): mitochondrial matrix
Molecular function (GO): protein binding; tRNA binding
Source: RefSeq, a predicted model, not a curated record